AUGGGCCAAAAGAGACAGGCCAAGUUUCAGUAUGGCAAAUCAAAGACUUCAAGAACUAGCCCAGUUAAAUUUGAGAAAGAAACAAUUGUUGAUAGUGAUGAGAUUUUUGAUGCAGUCGGGCAAUCAAAAUUUGUUCCAGAGAACCUUCACCAUUACACAGUCCAUCCAAAUUUGGCCCAGUACUAUGAGCCUUUGAAGCCCACUGCACUGCAUAAAUUCCUGGCUCGAAACAGGAAAAUUCAAAGCUUCACAUUGAAAGUAACAGAGUAUGAUCAGGAUAAGACCUUACUGAUUAUGACCAACAACCCACUUCCCUGCUCAAUCGACCAUCAAGGAAAGGACACGACAUCAAAAUACUUUUCCAGUGAGUUACUGCUCAAGGAAAGUCAUCAGCACAAGCCCACUGAGAACUUCUUCCUACCUCUGAUGUAUCAGGAAAAAAAGUUAAGAUCUGGGCUGAAACCAGUCUUCCCUGUGACACUGUUGGAGGACCCUAAAUCCAAGAGAGAACAAUGGUUUAGGUUUUCCACGGACGAGGAUUUCAAGAGUGAAGGGAAGUAUUCAAAGGUCUGUGCUUUGAGAAAACAGAAAAAAAUGUACCCUCAGCUCAACUUUGCUCCAGUCUGUAAAAGAGAUCUGAGGAGUGACGUCUCCAAGAAGUCAGGGAGCUACCUGCCAACUUCCCAGAUGAUUUGGGAACCAUUAACCCUUUCAUCACUCCUGGAGGAGAAGCCCACCAGAACCGCGCCAGGAGAGAGCGCGUUCCGCAACGGAAGGGCCCAGCAGUGGAUUAUAAAAAACGCCAGUGUCAUUAAAUGA
Molecule: messenger RNA, 819 nt
Organism: Globicephala melas (long-finned pilot whale)
Lineage: Eukaryota; Metazoa; Chordata; Mammalia; Artiodactyla; Delphinidae
Gene: TSGA13
Product: testis specific 13
Source: RefSeq, a predicted model, not a curated record